AUGCAGUUCAAGUCGCUCGCUACCGUCCUUUUCGCCGCUAUGGCAGUGGCCUCUCCUGCCCCGGCCCCUCAGGCAACCGACUCCAGCUUUGACAUGAGCGAUCUGCUUGGGUCCGUCCCCAGCUCCAUCCUCGCCGUGGUCGCGACCGCUAUUCCAGCCUCGUUCAUUUCGGCGAUGGCCAAUCCGACCUCCGUUUCCUCCAUCGUCAGCGAGAUCGAGGCCGGAACCUACCCGGCCUGGUACUCCAGCCUGCCCGACAGCGUCAAGGCCUGGGCUACAUCCGCUGCCCUCGCUGAGUUGGGCGCCGAUGCCACCGCCACCGCCACCGGUGAUUCCGAGAGUAGCACCGGCAGCUCGGGUGCUGCUGCUACUGCCACCCAGACUUCUUCCGGUUCUUCCUCUUCUACUGGAACGGCCUCCUCCGCUCAGACCACUUCCUCGAGCUCCAGCUCCGCUUCCGAAUCGAGCUCCGCGGCUGCUUCCACGACCUCGUCUCACAACGCUGGCGCGACCGGCGCCGUGGCCGUGAGCUUUGCCGGUGCUGCCGGUUUGCUGGCUGUCGCCCUUGCCCUGUAA
Molecule: messenger RNA, 576 nt
Organism: Aspergillus thermomutatus
Lineage: Eukaryota; Fungi; Ascomycota; Eurotiomycetes; Eurotiales; Aspergillaceae
Exons: 1
Coding region: 1-576 (191 amino acids)
Source: RefSeq, a predicted model, not a curated record